This is a messenger RNA of Phyllostomus discolor (pale spear-nosed bat), 1701 nucleotides long. It is a transcript of the gene UBXN11, whose product is annotated as UBX domain protein 11. NCBI's taxonomy places the organism in Eukaryota, Metazoa, Chordata, Mammalia, Chiroptera, Phyllostomidae. The transcript is spliced from 13 exons. Gene Ontology annotation, molecular function: ubiquitin binding. The record is from RefSeq and is a predicted model, not a curated record. Gene Ontology annotation, biological process: proteasome-mediated ubiquitin-dependent protein catabolic process. Bases 305 to 1654 code for a protein of 449 amino acids.
AUUUAGCAUAACUAUGGCAUUCUCAGCAUUACACAUUCAGGCCCAGAGGCUUCCAGCAGCUUCAUGAUGCCAAUCCUAGUUUAUCUACUUUCUGGACCUCCAGGUGCUAUAAAGUACCUUCCGUUUCCAUAGACCUUGAGGACACUCAAAGCGGUGGAUUCUGGGACUUACAGAACCCCCCCCCCCCCCCCCCCCGCGAAGAUUAAAGUCUGUGGACCAAUAGAAUUUGAGCACGGACGGCUGUACUUGCCUCCGCUGACUCUGGUUUCUCAGACACCCCCUAGAAUUAGCCAAUGAGAGGCGGAUGGGUCCUGGUCGCCUAGGAAACCGCGUGACAACAAGAUGGCGCCGCGCGGGACUGCACAGUGGGCCUGCGUGGAGGCGAGGGAUAAAACUCUACGGAGAUGAAAAUGAGGUGGACUUGCUGAAUGAUGGACAGGGCUCGGAAGAAAGGAUCUCCGUCCCUUCCUGCUAUGGCGGCAUAGGUGCCCCUGUGAGUAGGCAAGACCCCACGGCCCACAACUCAGAGCUGGUGGCCACCAUGACAAUGAAGGUGCGGGACCUGGAGCGGCAGGUGAAGGCCCAGACUGAUGAGAUGCUGUCCAAGGAUCGGAAGAUCCGGGCCCUGGAGAAAAUGGUGGAGACCCUGCAGGAGAACGAGGGUCAGGCGUCCCUGCAGCGGCAGGAGGAGCUGGAGACCAUGUGCAUGAAGCUGCAGCGGCAGGUCAGGGAGAUGGAGCGGUUCCUCGGUGACUAUGGCCUGCGCUGGGUGGGUGAGCCCACGGACCAGGAGGACUCGGAGGACAGCACAGGCUCAGAGGAUGAUGACAAGAGGGACUGGAUGAAGGCCAACAAGUUCUGGAAGCCAGGGGAUUCACUGGUGCCCCCUGAGGUGGACUUUGACAGGCUGCUGGCUAGCCUGAAGGAUCUCAGUGAGCUGGUGGUAGACGAUGACACCCAAGAGACGCCAGUGCCCUGCGGAGCACAGCCCUACGUCCUUGAGCCCAUCCCACUGAAGCUGUACCGGAACGGCAUCAUGAUGUUUGACGGGCCCUUCCGGCCGUUCCAUGAUCCUGCCACACAGCGCUGCCUCCGAGACAUAUUGGAUGGCUUCUUCCCCUCAGAGCUCCAGCGCCUGUACCCUGAUGGGGGCCCUUUUAAGCCUCUCGAUGCCCUCCCUGCAGGCUCCAAGAUGACUGCAGAGAAGUUUCUGAGCAGGCUCCCCAAGUAUGUGAUCCGUCAAGGCGAGGUGAUUGACAUCCGGGGCCCUAUCCGGGACACCCUGAAGAGCUGCUGCCCGUGGCCUGUCCCGGUCCAGGAGAUUGUGGUGGAGACACCUGCCCUGACUGCAGAGCGUAAGAGGAUCCAGGAGUCACCAGAGUCACCUGCUCCCCGGCUCUCCAUGCUUCGCGUCAAGUCUGAGGAUGGUGAGCAGGCCUUUCUGCUGCUGAUGCGGUCCGAGGACACUGUCGGUGAUGUGCGUGACCUGCUCGCACAGGCCAGGGCCGUGGACGCAAACACCUUCGAGAUCUUCCGUCCGUUCCCGCCCACAGUGUAUGAGGACGACGCGCUCACGCUGCAGGCCGCAGGACUGGUGCCCAACGCAGUUCUGCUACUGCGUGCGCGCCGUGGGGCUCUGCCACCUGCCCCCUGACCCAGCCCGGCCACCAAUCCCAAUAAAGCGCCCGCCCCUAACCAGCU